Messenger RNA from Nicrophorus vespilloides, 1885 nucleotides. RefSeq lists its product as uncharacterized. The record is from RefSeq and is a predicted model, not a curated record. Bases 269 to 1786 code for a protein of 505 amino acids. The transcript is spliced from 7 exons. NCBI's taxonomy places the organism in Eukaryota, Metazoa, Arthropoda, Insecta, Coleoptera, Silphidae. Gene Ontology annotation, cellular component: plasma membrane. Gene Ontology annotation, biological process: triglyceride biosynthetic process. Gene Ontology annotation, molecular function: diacylglycerol O-acyltransferase activity; long-chain-alcohol O-fatty-acyltransferase activity.
AAAAAUAUUUUUAUUUAUUAAAGUAAAAGAAAUUAUCGGUCCAAAGUUCUUCCACUUCUCUUGUCAUCAAGUGACGUCGAUCCUGAUGAAGUUCUUUGUGAUCGUUAUUUAAAAGUUACUGAACAAAAAGGUUGAUAAUAAUCUUAGUUGUAGACCACAAAUUAAAGUUUAUAAGAGUUCGAAAAUUCUAUAGCAAUCAUCAAUAAUUUCGCUGACAUAUAUACGAUUUGCAAUUCUUCAUUAAUUGUUGCUGGCAGCGAGCGUUGCGAUGGAAAAAGUGAAAAUUCGUGUUCUCAAUUUACUCUAUGGACACGCCAAGAUCGUUUUGUACCUCUACGCCUUGACGAAGUAUUACUUGGAUAAGCAUAAACUAUGCCCAGCAUUCAUCAAGACCGAGCCGUGUCUUUACGUCUUGACGGCGAUCUUCCUCUGCUUCACGCACGCAGUUUUUCUGGUUUUUCGAAUUUAUCGUUUCUUUGUGCACGUCCUUUUGACCUGCAAAUUGGGAAGCGAUUUCUGCCAGAUUUUCGAUGGAACCGACACGGUUUUCAUGGUGGACACUCCCGAAUCUCCGGCUCACGUCACGGUCCUCUUCCAAAUGGAAUCUGAAGAAAACGGUAAUCAGUUUUACACGAUGAUGUCCGAAGGAAUGUUUGCGAUCUUCUCUAAAAUUGAAAAACUCACUUGGAGUAAAAACAUGUUCAUGGGAUAUUGGUACUACAAAAAGUUGACUACUUUUCGAUUAACUGACUUCGUUAGUCAAUUGAAAUGCAGCAACUUGAGCGAACUGCAAACGGAAAUCAGCACUUUAUCCACGAAGGAGUUUCCUUUUGGGAAUACGGCUUUAUGGGCUAUUUCGAUUGGGAGCAAACGAUUGGAGGAUGGUACUUUUCCUAUAGUUUUUCGGUUCCAUCAUUGCUUCGGUGAUGCAGUUACGCUUUUCAAUAUUCUCAAUAAAGAAUUUAAUAACAACAAGAUCAUCGUGAAGAAGGAACAGGUUUUGAGAGGCUUUGAUCGUCGCGACAAUUUCAUAACAGCGUUUCCAAUCCUUGAUCCAGGCGAUGGCGGGAUAUUCUGCAGCGAAGCGAUAGGAGGAAACAAGACUUUGGUGUGGUACACCGAAAAAGAAGCCAAACUUCUGCAGUGCAUAAAGAGCGUAAAGAAAUCGUUAAAAGUUAAUUUUAUUGAUGUAAUAUUAACAGCCGUAUUGGCUUCAAUGGAAGAUUAUGCUAAAACGAAAACCGUUAAUUAUUCCAAGCAAAUAAGUGCAAUGUUCAUCGCCCUUCCCAACGGAAAAUUCGAUGAGUACGGCGACGUCGAUUACAAAUGCAGCAAUAAAUUCACGUUAGGUUUCACCAAAUUACCGCUGAAGAUGCCUUCAAACAAAGAUCUGUUGCAUCGUUUGAAAUUGGUCCACGAAGCUUACGAUAUAGUUAAAAACAAAUCGUUGGAUUUAUUCUUUAACAGAUGGAACGGCACGAAAGUUUUCACUUUCCUAACUUUCUCAAUGAUUAAAUCGUCUCUCCUGCGACCCGGACCCUCUUUAAUUCUCAGCAACAUCCCCGGAUGCAAGCAUCUAAAAUUCUUCGGUUGCGACGUCAAGGAGUUCGUAAUUUUUGACGAAAACGUAUUGGACAGCGGUUUUACCUUGAUGCUGUCAACGUACGAGAACAGACUGAGUUUUGGGUUCACCAUCGACAAAACCAUCGUUCCCACAUUGAAAGAAUCCGAGACAAUCUGUCUAAAUGUCAUCAAACACAUCCAGGAUUUGUCUACAACUAUUUAAUUGCAAUCUAUUCAUCUUAGUGAUUUCACAACAAAAUAAUUAGUAUUUUUUUAUUAUGAAAUAGUUAAAAUAGUUUCUUCAAUAAAUAUUUUACUUUUU